AUGGCUCGCCAGCGUUCCAGGGCGAGGCGUUUCGCCUAUCCGAGUUUGGACCGGACAGCCACCUCCUUCCGCCUCUUGCGGCUCUGGAGCGGCCCAAGAGAGUCGAUUAUCCGAUGCGACCUCUUCGCGGCUGACAUUGGCGAAUGGGAGGGACAGUAUCAGGCGGCUUCAUACGUAUGGGGGGACCAGAGCGGCCGCAAACAUCAAAUCAUAAUUAAUGGCCAGGAGUACUUUGCUCUGGCGAACCUGCACGCGUUUCUCUGGACCUUGCGGGACACCAUCGGCAGCGAGGAGUCCCUUGUUCUCUGGGUAGAUGCCAUCUGUAUUGAUCAGGACCUGGGUCCCGAGCGCAGUCACCAGGUCUCGCUCAUGUCAUCCAUCUAUCCAAAAGCCGAGCGGGUCAUUGCGUGGCUUGGUCCCGAGGCGGGACCGACCUGCGACUUCAAGCGAUGUCUCGAUGAUUUCCUGUCCGGGAGAACCUGUCCCAGGAAAUACAUCUUGGGUAACUGCCUGAGCAUCAUGGGUUUGGAGUAUUGGUAUCGCAUCUGGACUUACCAAGAGCUCAUCCUGGCACGGGACGUCGAUCUACUCUGGGGCAGCUACUGGCUCCCUUGGGAGGGUGUUUUAUCAUUAUUACAGUCGCCAGAAAUAUGGACUGUUGGAGAACAAGAAUGGGUAGAAGGCGAGGCAGAUGCGCGAAAGAAAAUCAAUGAGGUGAUAGAAAUAGAGAAAUACCGGAGAGGUGGUCAGCCCCGAUGCCUUUUGACCAUGAUCUCCGACAUACACCAGCGGCGGUGCUCGCGCAGCCUCGACAGGAUCUACGGCGUCCUCGCGGCGGUGAACUGCUCUCACGAACUCGAGAAAGGGUUCCCGGUCGAUUACACCUGCACCCCGGCCCAAGUCUUUGUGCAGUUUGUGCAGCGAUGCGGGUCGCGGGACGGAAUACGCGCCAUCGAGGUCGGGCUGCAAGCAUUGGGGCCGGAACUUGAUCUCGAGUCGCGCGACACAAGGCUCCUGGAUCGAGAACACGUCGUUUCAAUGCCAAGAAUGGUCUCGAUAGAGGUAUGCGGCCUUUCCAGGGCACGUGGCGACGCUUUUCUCCUCCACACGGAGUCUGGAGCUUUUGAAUGCAUCCGGGACAGGUCCGGGGUUGCGGGUGGUCUCUGGGCUGCCUUUUACGAGAACCGACGGGCUCUGGAGCUGUAUCGGCUGGGCAACACCUGGAUGGCCAUGAUCCUGCAGCAGAUGGAUGAGACGGAAGGCCAGGUGUCAGGGCAGAGAAACAUGCGCCUCCUGGGUCUGUGUUUCAGCCCGGAAUGGUCGCGGACUGGACGAGAAGAGGACCUGCAUCGAGCGCUCCGGCACCUAGACAGGAUUCUGGUCCCGGGAUUCUUGCGGAAGACCUCACCUUUUAUCGUUGAGAACGAGGAGGGCAUGUCAAUGACAAGCAACCUCAAGACACUGACCAAGAUGCUGAGCACCUUGGCGAUGAUGGGCACGCAAGUGCGAGGGCCGUGGCGGCGUGGCAACGAGAAAUAA
Thyridium curvatum is the source of this 1539-nucleotide messenger RNA. RefSeq lists its product as uncharacterized. The record is from RefSeq and is a predicted model, not a curated record. Bases 1 to 1539 code for a protein of 512 amino acids. NCBI's taxonomy places the organism in Eukaryota, Fungi, Ascomycota, Sordariomycetes, Thyridiales, Thyridiaceae. The transcript has a single exon.